This is a messenger RNA of Microplitis demolitor, 393 nucleotides long. RefSeq lists its product as uncharacterized. Bases 1 to 393 code for a protein of 130 amino acids. The record is from RefSeq and is a predicted model, not a curated record. Lineage: Eukaryota; Metazoa; Arthropoda; Insecta; Hymenoptera; Braconidae. The transcript has a single exon.
AUGACCAUCAUUGAGGAUAACGGAGAAUAUAUUUGCGAAUGCGUAUCAGGAUAUCUUUAUUACCCGCCUUUGGACGGUUGCUUCCAGCCCUACACCCGAGGUCCUUGUUCAUCAGGAAAUUACUUAGCUUUCAGUCCUGGUGCGUUUACAGCCGAGUGUUUGGAAAAUCCCUGCGAAGAAGGCUCUGUUAUGUACCAAAAUGAAUGUCACAAGCUUUUGAAAUCUGGCCCACCAUGUAAUGGAAGUGAAACUCUGAUUGUCAAUGAAGAAAAUUAUGAAAUAAACUGUCAAGAAGUUAUUCCAGUUGUCUAUCAAGUGAUAAUGGCUCCAGUAAGACGUUGUGCGCCUGGUUCACGUAUGGCCGCUCAUGGAAUAUGCCGACAACUUUUAUAA